Ziziphus jujuba (common jujube) is the source of this 2143-nucleotide messenger RNA. Its product is annotated as rust resistance kinase Lr10. NCBI's taxonomy places the organism in Eukaryota, Viridiplantae, Streptophyta, Magnoliopsida, Rosales, Rhamnaceae. The transcript is spliced from 3 exons. The record is from RefSeq and is a predicted model, not a curated record. Gene Ontology annotation, molecular function: ATP binding; protein kinase activity; polysaccharide binding. Gene Ontology annotation, biological process: protein phosphorylation. The coding region runs from base 40 to 1866 and encodes 608 amino acids.
AUGGAAAAGGCAGGCUGAGAAAGACUACAGGGUAUUUCCAUGGCUAUGGAUUUCUCUUGGUUUUGCAUGUUAGUGCUGGUACUGGUAGCCUUCUUCAUAGACUAUGGAGGAGCCCAAAAUCAGUGCAAAGAAUUAAGAUGUGGGCAUAAUAGCCCUCCUAUCCGAUUCCCAUUCAGAGUUAAAGAUCAGCAGCCAAAUUAUUGUGGUUAUCCUGGGUUUGAUUUAUCAUGCAGUGAUAAGCAUGAGACAGUCCUUGAGCUCCCAACACCAGCAAAAUUCUCUGUAAGAAAAAUAGAUUAUGAAUCUCAGGAAAUUGAGGUUUAUGAUCCAUAUAAUUGCCUUCUGGGAAAGCUUCUAAAGAACCUAGACUUGACAAAUUCUCCUUUCCAUGUUCCUAAAGAUAUUCCAUCUGACUAUACCUUGUUCAAUUGUUCUACUCUUGAUAGAAAAAACUUAGAUGGUCUGGUCCCCUGCCUUAGUGGCUCUGCCUACCAAAUUUAUAUGGUUGAUUCUUACACUUCCAUUGAAUACUUGCCCCUUGUGUAUUGCACUAAGAUGUAUAACGCUUCUAAUGUUCCAUUUAGUAUUUAUAGAUCUAGUUAUGAUAAUCUUCUUUUGAAAUGGUAUGAACCAAAUUGUGGACCCUGUGAAGCAAAGGGAAACCAGUGUGGUUUGAAGAAAAAUGGCACCAAACUUGAGACUGAAUGUUUGGACCUCAAGAAGAGUAAAGGUGAUUCAGACAAAAUAGUGGCUACCGGUGCAACUUUAGGUGCAUUUGUUCUUAGUCUACUGGUCAUUGUAGCUUAUCGUGUUUACAGCUUUAAUAAACUUGAGAAAGAAAAUCAAGUGCGGAUUGAGAGAUUUUUGGAGGAUUACAAAGCUCUGAAGCCAAGCAGAUAUUCAUAUGCUGAUAUUAAGAGGAUUACAAAUCAAUUCAAGGACAAGUUGGGACAAGGAGCCUAUGGAACGGUGUUUAAAGGGAAGCUCACUGCUGAUUUCUUUGUCGCUGUGAAAAUCCUCAACAACUCAAAGGGAAAUGGGGAAGAGUUUAUUAAUGAAGUUGGAACAAUGGGUAGAAUUCACCAUGUAAAUGUGGUUCGCUUGGUCGGCUUCUGUGCUGAUGGGUUUAGACGAGCUCUUGUUUACGAGUUCUUACCAAGUGGUUCCCUGCAGAAGUACAUAUCUUUACCAGAUUCCAACUCUUUCCUUGGCUGGGGAAAGUUGCAAGAAAUUGCAUUUGGCAUAGCCAAAGGAAUUGAGUACCUUCACCAAGGAUGCGACCAAAGGAUCCUCCACUUUGACAUUAAACCUCAUAAUGUUCUGUUAGACAACAACUUUACUCCGAAAAUUUCUGAUUUUGGUUUGGCCAAGUUGUGUGCCAAAGAUCAAAGCACAGUGUCAAUGACUACUGCCAGAGGGACAAUGGGUUACAUUGCACCCGAAGUGUUCUCCAGGAACUUUGGGAGUGUGUCUUAUAAAUCAGAUGUUUAUAGUUUUGGAAUACUGUUGCUUGAAAUGGUAGGAGGGAGGAAAAACACAGAUGUGACAGCAGACAACAUUAGUGAAAUUUACUACCCAGAAUGGAUAUAUAAUCUGCUAGAAGAAGGAGAAGAUCUUCGAAUCCACAUUGAGAAAGAGGAAGAUGCUAAGAUUGCAAAGAGACUUGCAAUUGUAGGACUCUGGUGCAUACAGUGGCAUCCAGUGGAUCGACCAUCCAUGAAACUUGUGGUUCAAAUGUUAGAAAGUGGAGAGAGUUUGAUCAUGCCCCCAAAUCCUUUUGGUUCGACAGGUCAAACAAAAUCAAAUGCAAGCAAGCCUGCGAGACGUAUGAACCUAGAGUUAGAAACUAUUGCAGAGGUAGAAUAAGUAUAAAAUUUGGAGCGCUUCUGUUGAACUUAUUGCUAGUGUAUAAUACUCAAUUAUCACUUCUCUUGAAGACAUUGUAAAUAAUUUGUAUCCAAGUGAAAACAGAGGAAAGGGAAGUCAGGGAACAAGUAAUCUGUUGCUUUUAUGUGAGUACGUGUGGAUACGUUCUGCAUUCUAAAUCAGUUAUAGUUCUAGUAAUCAGUAUUAGUGAACAAGAUGCAAAUUUAUUGCAUUCAGAACAAUCAAUAAUUUCAAGUAUGAAGGAUUUAUAUUAACA